Messenger RNA from Kalmanozyma brasiliensis GHG001, 1596 nucleotides. Its product is annotated as Zn(2)-C6 fungal-type DNA-binding domain protein. Gene Ontology annotation, biological process: positive regulation of transcription by RNA polymerase II. Lineage: Eukaryota; Fungi; Basidiomycota; Ustilaginomycetes; Ustilaginales. Gene Ontology annotation, cellular component: nucleus. The transcript is spliced from 3 exons. Gene Ontology annotation, molecular function: transcription cis-regulatory region binding; DNA-binding transcription factor activity, RNA polymerase II-specific; zinc ion binding. Bases 1 to 1596 code for a protein of 531 amino acids. The record is from RefSeq and is a predicted model, not a curated record.
AUGAGCACAAACGCAUACAUGGAGCAGCCCAAUUACCCUGCGCAUUACGCCGCCAUGCCAGAUCGAUCCGCGCAGGUCUUUGGAACCGAAUCGCAUGAGCCGCGUGCGCCGCGUCCCUUCGAGGCCACGCACACCGCAUCCAACGACCCAUACGCCACUGCCGCAGUCCCUGCUCAUCCGCAGCCAGGUGCCAUGGCGGAAGCCCACUCUCCCAUGUCAAGCUACCGUGGCAGCUUUUCGCACGCCUCUUCCAUGGGGUUGCCCCACCAUCGCCAGGACUCAAUCACCUCCAUCUCAUCACCUCACGACGUCAGCGGUGGUGGAUGGGCACCUUCUUCGCCCGGUCUGACCGCCAGCCGACACGCCUCGAUCUACUCGCUCAACGGCCAAUUUGACCAGGUUGGCUUGGGCAGCAGCAUCGACAGCGGCUCCACUGCCAGCCAUUUUUACGAUCAGUCGCCUCCUCUGCACGCACAGGUCCGCUACGCGCAGGGCCAGGCGGCAGACGCUCGCCGCUUCUCGCUCGAUGAGCGUGCCAUCCGCACACAGCCGCAGCUCGGCAAGUCUGGCUUGGUUUCGGCCGACUACCAGGUGCCUGGCGGCUCCUCGGGUCGUCACUGGCCAUGGGGCGCCAACUCGUCCUCUGCCAUCCACGGUCGUCACGCGUCCGUGUCGGCCGCGCCACCCCAGGGCUACGACCACAACCGAAUGGCGUACGGCGCCAACUCGGGCAUGCAGCCUGGCUACGGUUACGACCCCAACGCCAUGUCGCCCCGCUACCGGUCCAUGAGCAGCUCUGCUGCCAGCGGUCGCGGCUACGGCAACGCCUACGGUGCCCCUGGUACCGCUGCGCACGCUGCUGCUGCUAUGGGCUACGGAAUGGCGCCACACCUCGGCCCCGGUAUGAUGCUCGAUGGUGAUCUAGUUGGUGGUCCCGGUCCUGCUCGCCGGGCCAAGUUCAAGCGUAGCCGAACGGGCUGCCUCGUCUGCCGAAAGAGGAAGGUCAAGUGCAGCCAGGAUGGCACCCCAUGCAAGCAAUGCCGAAUCGGCAAGCGAGACUGUCACUACGACGACAGCCCGCAGAAGAAGAAGCCCGGUAAGAAGGAGCGAUCCGCCGGUUCGAUCGAUGCAGGCAGCUCGGACAAGGGCUCCAACGGUGUCGCUCCUGGUCUUGCUCACCUGGGCGCUGACCAGCAGUCCAACGGCCACCUCAGUUCGACCGACCCCUACUAUGCUACCAUGGGUGCGCUCGAUCACCGCGACUCGAACGCCAGCCAAGGCGGUGUCACCUUCUCCAUGCCCUUCCAGUCCCAGCCCGCCCCUGUCGCGACUCACUCGUCGUCGACCGACACGACGUGGGCAAACCCCUCGCCUUUUGCGCCUGGACCGCACGGUCAGACUCACACCGCGACGCACCAGGUGCCAGCGCACCAGGAUGGCUACGGCUGGCCCAGCAAGCAGGAGCACGACCCCACGCAGCAGGCACCUCCUGCGGCGUACGCUGACCCUUCGGUCGACCGCAACGCUGCCUACUGGAGCCAGCACCCGACGGCCUACGCACCUCGCACCAACAAGCUCGAGGUUUCCGAGUCGUAG